Molecule: messenger RNA, 1032 nt
Organism: Ustilaginoidea virens
Lineage: Eukaryota; Fungi; Ascomycota; Sordariomycetes; Hypocreales; Clavicipitaceae
Exons: 3
Coding region: 1-1032 (343 amino acids)
Biological process (GO): sphingolipid biosynthetic process
Cellular component (GO): endoplasmic reticulum membrane
Molecular function (GO): 3-dehydrosphinganine reductase activity
Source: RefSeq, a predicted model, not a curated record
AUGGACAUCCCAGCCGUCAUCUCCAGUCCCUGGACCCUCCUUCCUACCGCAUUGGCAGCCCUUGUCGCCGUCAACAUGGGCUUGUUCGGCGGAAACAAAAUGCCCGUCGAGGGCAAGACGGUCCUCAUCACCGGCGCCUCCGAAGGCAUGGGCCUCUCCGUCGCCAAGAAACUCGCCGCCAGAGGCGCAAACCUCAUCCUCGUCUCCCGCAGCCCCGCCAAGCUCCAAGCGGCCCUGGAAGCCGUCAAGGCUUCCGCCAAGAACCCCUCCCAGCGCUUCCACUACAUACCCGCCGACGUGUCUGCGCCCUCGUACGCGGCCCCCCUCGUCGCCGCCGCCGCCGCGUGGAACGGCAACCAGCCCCCCGACAUAGUCUGGUGCGUCGCCGGCACCUGCGUGCCCCAGCUCUUCGUCGACAUGGACAUGGCCUCGCUCCGGCACCAGAUGGACGUCAACUUCUACGGCACGGCCGACAUGGCGCACGCCAUCCUGCGGGCGUGGCUGGCCCCCGAGGCGAGCGCCGCGCCGGAGCCGAAGCAUCUCAUCAUGACGACGAGCGUUGUCGCGCUCUACACCGUCCCGGGCUAUGCGCCGUACGCGCCUUCCAAGUGGGCGCUGCGCGGCCUCGCCGACACCAUCUCGCAGGAGGUCAUGCUCUACCCCCAGCGCGUCGACGUCCACGUCGUGUACCCGGGCACCAUCCUCUCUGCUGGCUUUGAGCGCGAGCAAAAGGUCAAGCCGGAGAUUACCAAGAUUCUCGAGUCGAGCGAUCCCAAGCAGACGCCGGAUGAGGUUGCCGAGGCGGCCAUCCGCGGGCUCGAGAAGGGCCAUUACUUCGUCACGGUGAAUUAUCUGGGGAACCUGAUGCGAUGGGGCAUGUUGGGCGGCUCGUUCCGCAAUAACUGGCUGCUUGACACGCUAGGCGCGUGGUUGGUGGCUGUUGUCUGGUUCUUUGUGCAGUUUGACCUGCAUGGAAAAAUCCGGUCGUACGGUAAAAAGAACGGGCAUCCGAGCACGUAUCAGAAGGGUUGA